Zeugodacus cucurbitae (melon fly) is the source of this 1593-nucleotide messenger RNA. RefSeq lists its product as uncharacterized. The coding region runs from base 487 to 924 and encodes 145 amino acids. NCBI's taxonomy places the organism in Eukaryota, Metazoa, Arthropoda, Insecta, Diptera, Tephritidae. The record is from RefSeq and is a predicted model, not a curated record. The transcript has 2 exons.
UGUCACAACGAUUCUUGACAGUAAAAUAACAAAAUUUGUGCCGAACAGAUCGAUCGUCGAGUGAUCGCAAACAAUUUGCAAGUCGAACAAAGAGUUUGUUUUUUCCCAAUAAAGAAUUGUGCGACAAUAAUCAUUGAAAGUGUGAAUUGCAGCCAGUGAACGGUUUUUUGAAAACAGAAUCAAAAAGAAUUACAAAUCAAAAUUCGCUAACGAAGUUAAGUGUCAAAAAAAAAAUACUUGCUGUGAUAAUCAAUUGAAUAUACAACUUUACGAAUUUUACAAAACUUUAUCAAUAUUUCAAAAAUCAAAAGCAUUUGAACUGAAAAAGGGCGUGUUUCCGUUUUACAUUACAACAAACAUUGUAGGAAUUUCGUUGCAAUUUCUGUAAGGUGUGCCACGUAGUUUUCUUGAAACAAUUAGAAGGACAAUUGUCUUUAAGUGCCCUCGAAGCUUAAACUCUUGAAACAAAAGCUAACAAAAGCAGCAAUGGCAAAAUUCUUCAUCAUCGCUUUGUGCAUACUGGUGCCACUGGCCAGCCUCAAUUUCGGCGUUGCAGCACAGGAAGGCGUCAACAAUUACCUGGAUGUGGAGACGCCGAACUUUUUCCAAUACAACUCGCCACUGCGACGACCCGAAAGUCUACGCUCGCCACAGUACUUUGAUUUCUUGAGCACACUGUAUCGUCGUGAUGCCGCCAAAGCGGAUCUAUUCCGUCCGUACGUGAGAUCACGUCGUGCCGCAGCCGAUGCGCCGCUCACCGUGCCAUUGGAUGUGGCGCUUUCGCCGGUGGCCGCUGUGGCUGCGUCUGGCGCGGCGCCACUGGAUGAGCGUCCACGUCGUGCCGUUGUCUUCCGUCCGCUGUUCGUUUACAAACAGCAACAGAUUCGCCGGGAGGAGUUGUCGAAACGUCGCCGUCGUGUGUGAAGUGUUGCGGAUGGCAUGUUGUACAGAGUCAACGUACGGCUCUUGCUUGCAUACAUCUGAAAUACACUGCGAUCUUAUUAUAUUAUUUUUUACUUAUAUUUUGUAUAUUUAUGUAAUUACACUUUGUUUGUUGUUGCCAUCGCUUGCGUGCCUCAUCUCGUCUUUAGCGCUUAACAUGAAUUUGAAAUUUCUCUUUAACCAUUUACUGUUCUGCACAUUGUUUCGCCUUAAUUUAAAGAAAAAUCCAAAUCUAGAUUAAGCGAGAACUUCGUCACUAAACAUUGGCCAUUAAGAUUUCUGAAACUUGUUUCUGUACAUAAUCACCUACAUGUGUAUGUACAUGUGUACUUAGUAAAUUAGAAUUAACCUAUUAUUACCUAAGUAUAUCGAAAUUAAAGAAAAUAUUAAUAAUAAAAAAUAAAAUUAUCUUCAUAAUUAAAAGAAAAAGUAUUUCGCUGUGCAGCAUACUUUUAGCAGGCGAAUAUUCGUUAUUAUUGCACGAAACAAGUGUAUUUUUAAGACUUGUUGAGUUGUAAAGUGAAAAAAGUAAAUUAAUUAUUAUGAAAUUGUUAACAAUUCACGAGCCAAAAUGAGUGUGCACUAAAUGAAAAUAUAUACCAUGUAAAACAAAUAAUAUUUAUGUAAAUAAAUAUAUUACUAUAUCAACUA